This is a messenger RNA of Rhopalosiphum padi (bird cherry-oat aphid), 1721 nucleotides long. RefSeq lists its product as uncharacterized. NCBI's taxonomy places the organism in Eukaryota, Metazoa, Arthropoda, Insecta, Hemiptera, Aphididae. The transcript has 7 exons. Gene Ontology annotation, molecular function: protein binding. The record is from RefSeq and is a predicted model, not a curated record. The coding region runs from base 308 to 1489 and encodes 393 amino acids.
UGCCGAGCGACGUCUGUUGUAAUAUGUAAACUUUAUUCUUUAGAUCGCGCAGUUUGUAAAUGUAAAAGUAAAAUUCGUAAGUCAUAAUCUGUUACACAUUCAUUAUAAAUGUUGUGAAUUAUUAUUAGUGUUAAUUAUUUAUCAUUGCCUUCUAUCUAUAUAGUUCAAUGCAAAUUACAAAAGUUAAUAUUAUAAAUUGGAAUAAUGAUUUUAAAAUUAUAUUUUUCUAAAUUUAAUUUAAUAUCAAUGAUUCUCAUGUAUGAUCGUCAACGAGAAAAUUAAUUAACAUCAAUAUGCGUAGCUUAGUAUGAUACUGUGGCAGAUUUUUUGCAUACUUUAUGGAUUUCAAACAGUGUGGAGUUUUUCUGCCAGCCAAGCUCCUGGUGACAUCACGGUCAUGUUCAUAAGUCCAACCACUGUCAAAGUAUCUUGGAAAAUAUCACUAAUAGGUAUUGAAAAAUAUGACGUCAUGUACAAACCAACCAACGCCAGUUACAAGGUAGUAGCGGAGAUAGCGGUCAACUCCGAUUCCGUGACACUCGGUAACUUGAUGCCAAAUACGCAAUAUCAAGUAACUGUGACAGCGUUCAAAGCAGGUCGCCGAUUUCGGAGUAGACCAGUUAUAUUUAAAACACUUGAUAAAGGUGUUUCGUGGCCAGAUAUUCAUCAUUCACAAAUGAAUUCUAGUGGUGAUGUAGAUAUAUCACCACCUGAUGUUGUAGGUGGUGUUGGACAUUCAGUACCACCAGAAGGCCCUACUUCCCCUCCUUAUGUACAGGUGCGAGGAAUAGAAAUUACUAUUGUAGUGCUCGUCUUAAUGGUCUGGGUCGGUGCUAUAAUAAUGUUUUUCAACCGCUGGGGUAAAAUAAGGAUGCUUAUACCAUAUCAACCAGACUAUAAAGACACACAACUCAAAGUGCCCGGAACAGGUGCAUGCAAUACAACCAAUUCGUGCCAAAACCAAACAGGACCAAGUUUUUGCUGUUCGCAGAGGCACCUGAUGCGCUGCGGCCUGGCCGACCCGCUGGACUGGCGCGUCCGGAACCUGUUGCGGUCCCGAUCCCGCGUCAACUCGGCCAUCUACAUCAGUCCCAUCUACCAGGACGCGCACAUCCGGAACGGCAUAUCGGUGAGGCCGAUACGGAAGGCCCAAAGCGCGGACUUCCUGCCCAAGUACGACUACAGCGGCUGGGCCAACUACCAGCAGUUCUCGUUGCCACUGGGCUCCGGCGGAGGCGGCGGCGGCGUCGGCGUCUGUACCGGCGGCGGUGUCUGUACCGGCGGCGGUGUCUGUGCCGGUGGCGUCUGUGCCGGAGGCGUCUGUGCCGGAGGCGUCUGUGCCGGUGGCGUUUGUGCCGCCGGCGGCGUCUGUGCCGGCGCCGUCGACAGUACCGUUCACCAGCGGCACAUCAAACGGUUCCAACUGCCCACGGUUUCCAUAUCCAUCGCGUCCGACUCGGAUAAGGCGCUCAACGAACUGCUCAUCUAAAAUACGUACCUACCGUGGUUUUCCGGCACCUUAGGUCAUCGCUUCUCUAUUAUUAUUAUAGUCGUCGUAUAGAUUUUUUCGAUACGCAUUGCACCCGCGAGGUUCCCGUAAAACGUUUCACGGCAACUACGUUUUUUCCGUCGUGCUAUAAGCCUAUAACGAAAUAAUAUCAUUAUAAUAUCACGUUAGUUCAUAGACCCCCUUCCCCCCCCCCAAAAAAAAAAAAAAAAUA